Myotis myotis is the source of this 3399-nucleotide messenger RNA. It is a transcript of the gene TBC1D30, whose product is annotated as TBC1 domain family member 30. The transcript has 16 exons. Gene Ontology annotation, cellular component: endoplasmic reticulum. The coding region runs from base 240 to 3152 and encodes 970 amino acids. Lineage: Eukaryota; Metazoa; Chordata; Mammalia; Chiroptera; Vespertilionidae. The record is from RefSeq and is a predicted model, not a curated record.
GCCGCCGGCUCUCCUCCCGCUGGAGCCCAGGGCCGAUGCCGGCCCGGAGAGGGGAGGGGGCAGUGGGGGGAGGUUAGCCGCCUUGGGGAUCCGGAGCUCGCUGGCUUGGCGCCCGGCCGAGGGCACCCCGCCGGGGAAAGGCCGCGCCUCCUCCCGGAACUGGCAGGCGGCCGGCGGGGAGCGGCGGGAGCUGGGCGCCGGGCGCCGCGCGCCGCGCGCCGCGCACCACGCCGCGGGCUAUGGAGGUCCUUCCCACGGGCGGGGGCCCGACCCGGCGGCCGGAGCCUGAGGCCAGGCCGGAGGACGUCGUGGAGGAAGCGGUUCCUGCCGUGCCCCCGGCUCCACCCCUGCGGGGCGCGCCCGCGGCGGGGCUGCCGCCGGACCCCCAGGAUCCCUGGGAGGGCGAGGAGGACGCGGAGCCCGGCGAGCGGCGGGGCGGGCGGACCAGCCGCACGGCGUCCCUGGUGAGCGGGCUGCUCACCGAGCUGUACAGCUGCACCGAGGAGGAGGAGGCGGCCGGCGGGGGCCGCGGGCCCGGGGGCCUCCGUCGGCGCCGCGACAGCCUCGACAGCUCCACCGAGGCCUCGGGCUCCGACGUGGUCCUGGGCGGGCGCGGCGACUCCCGGGAGCUGCAGGAGCUGCGGGAGCGGCCGAGCGAGCAGCACCAGCGCCUGUACCUGCGGCAGAAAGACGCUAAUGAACUGAAGACGAUCCUCCGAGAGCUUAAGUACAGAAUUGGCAUUCAGUCGGCGAAGUUACUCCGGCAGCUGAAGCAGAAAGAUCGGCUUCUGCAUAAAGUCCAGAAGAACUGCGAUAUUGUGACUGCGUGCUUGCAGGCUGUGUCACAGAAGAGAAGAGUUGACACAAAGUUGAAGUUCACUCUUGAGCCGUCUUUAGGUCAAAAUGGUUUUCAGCAGUGGUAUGAUGCUCUCAAGGCAGUUGCCAGACUAUCCACAGGAAUACCGAAAGAAUGGAGGAGAAAGGUUUGGUUGACCUUGGCAGAUCAUUAUUUGCACAGCAUAGCCAUUGACUGGGACAAAACCUUGCGCUUCACUUUCAAUGAAAGGAGUAAUCCGGAUGAUGACUCAAUGGGAAUUCAGAUAGUCAAGGAUCUUCACCGCACAGGCUGCAGUUCUUACUGUGGCCAGGAGGCUGAGCAAGACAGGGUUGUGUUGAAGCGGGUCCUGUUGGCCUAUGCCCGAUGGAACAAGAAUGUUGGGUACUGCCAAGGCUUUAACAUCCUGGCUGCACUAAUUCUGGAAGUGGUGGAAGGCAAUGAAGGGGAUGCUCUGAAAAUUAUGAUUUACCUUAUUGACAAGGUACUUCCCGAGAGCUAUUUUGUCAAUAAUCUCCGGGCGUUGUCUGUGGAUAUGGCUGUCUUCAGAGACCUCCUAAGACUGAAGCUCCCUGAAUUAUCUGAGCACCUGGACACUCUUCAGAGAACUGCAAACAAGGAGAGUGGAGGGCAUGCAGAUUCACUUGAGAUGAAUGGGCCAGUUCUUGCUGGAGAAGGAGCUGCAGGUGGAUACGAGCCCCCGCUCACGAAUGUCUUCACGAUGCAGUGGUUCCUGACUCUCUUCGCCACGUGCCUCCCUAACCACACCGUUUUAAAGAUUUGGGAUUCUGUCUUUUUUGAAGGUUCGGAAAUCAUCCUAAGGGUGUCGCUGGCUAUCUGGGCAAAGUUGGGAGAGCAGAUAGAAAACUGUGAAACGGCAGAUGAAUUCUACAGCACCAUGGGGCGCCUCACCCAGGAGAUGCUAGAGUGUGAUCUUCUAGAAAGCCACGAACUCAUGCAGACGGUUUACUCCAUGGCUCCGUUCCCUUUCCCACAACUGGCAGAGUUGAGGGAGAAGUACACCUACAACAUUACACCGUUCCCCGCUACAGUGAAACCCACCUCCGUGUCUGGAUUAACAAGAAUUCAAAAGGCUGAUGUGCACGCUCUUGACAAGGCCAUGGGGACACAGGCACAUUGCAGACGACAUGGUAAGAUCAGAGACAGUGAUGAAGAGAAUGACCCAGAUGAUGAAGAUGCUAUUGCUAAUGCCGUGGGGUGUCUUGGACCUUUCAGUGGGCUCCUGGCACCUGAACUACAGAAGUACCAAAAACAAAUUAAAGAGCCCCGCGAAGAGCAGAGUCUGAGAUCUAAUAACAUUGCGGAGCUGAGUCCAGGAGCCAUCAAUUCCUGCCGAAGUGAGUACCACGCCGCUUUCAACAGCAUGAUGAUGGAGCGCAUGACCACGGACAUCAACGCGCUAAAGCGGCAGUAUUCUCGGAUUAAAAGGAAGCAGCAGCAGCAGGUUCACCAGGUGUACAUCAGAGCAGGCUCUCCAGGAGACAAAGACCAUGGGUUCUCCUUAGGUCCCAAGGACCGGGCAGUUGAUGACAAAGGGCCAGUGACCAGCCUCCUCCCGUCUCAGGUGAACAACCCUCCAGUUAUAAACCACUUGCUCUUAGGAAAGAAGAUGAAAAUGUCCAACCGAGCCGCCAGGAACGCUGUCAUUCACAUCCCCGGCCACUCCGGAGGCAAAGCAUCCCCCGUCCCCUACGAAGACCUCAGGUCGAAGCUCAACUCUCCGUGGCGAACUCACAUCCGAGUCCACAAAAAGACCAUGCCGAGGGCCAGGAGCCAGCCGGGCUGCGGGGACACCGUGGGGCUCAUCGAAGAGCCGGGCGAGGGCUGCAGGGCCGCGCGCCCGGGGCCCGCGGAGGCGGAGGCGUGCCCUUCGCCUGGAGGCGGCAGCGCGCAAGGCAGCGCAGGGCGCACCAUCGAGGGCCAGUCUCCGGAGCCGGCCUUCGGAGAUGCCGAUGUGUCGAUGGUCCAGGUGAAGUUAGAAGCCUUGGAACUGAACCAAAGGGAUGCCGCUGCCGACCCUGAGCCCAGGUGGCACCCGCCCCGCCAGCGGCACCUCCCGGAGCUGCCCGAGGCGCCUGGGGAGGACAGAGCCACCGGCAGACCUCCCCACGGGAGCCGCCCCAAGACCCCCAUCUUCAGCCCCUUUCCCAGCGUCAAGCCGCUGCGCAAGUCAGCGGCCGCCAGGAACCUGGGGCUGUACGGCCCCACGGAGCGGACCCCGACCGUGCACUUUCCUCACAUGAGCCGGGGCUUCAGCAAAGCCGCCGGUGGAAACAGUAGCACGAAGAAGCGGUGACUCCCAGAAACUGCACCCCGAGAGUCACCUUUUUGUGGUGGAGCAGGGGUUCCAGCCACAUGGCUCCAGAGGAAUUGCAGCUGCCCCGGGAAAGCGUAUGGAUGGGUCCAGAGGUGGGCCGCAUCUGUAAACACAAGGAUUGGAGGUUUCACGGUGGGAGCUAGAUUAGGGGUGUUUGUCCACCCACUGAUAACCGGUACCAUGGAUUCUUGGUGGCGAAAUAAAUAUUGUGGUUUUAAAAUGUAAA